Molecule: messenger RNA, 3141 nt
Organism: Haliotis rufescens (red abalone)
Lineage: Eukaryota; Metazoa; Mollusca; Gastropoda; Lepetellida; Haliotidae
Product: putative nuclease HARBI1
Exons: 5
Coding region: 193-1227 (344 amino acids)
Source: RefSeq, a predicted model, not a curated record
GACCAGGGUGCCGUUUCACGAAAGCCUCUUAGCGCUACGACCUCCUAAACCACGUCGUAAAGCACCUCUUAAAUAUUUGUGCCGUUUCACAAAGACCUCCUAAUUUUACACCCCACCGUAAACAACCUCCUAACCUACGAUAGGUAUGGGGCACUUGUAACUAGCUUACGACAUCCUAAGUCAGCGUCUAAUAUGGCGACACUAUUGAGAAUUAAAGAAAUUUUGAACAGGAGAAACAUUAGGCGAGAGCGAAUAUUCAGGGAUAGGACUGAAGUGUUGGAUACUUUGACCGACACGGAACUGAUUGCCAGGUAUCGCUUUCCUCGACACACCAUCCUACAGCUGGUUGAUCGGGUCAGCGCGGAUAUCUCUCGGCCGACCCAACGUUCGUGUGCCUUACCUGUCCAUGUGCAGGUGUUAGUAACGCUUAGAUACUUUUCAAAAGGGGGAUUCCUGAGCGAAUUAGGAGAUAUACAUGGUAUUGCCAAAUCAAGUGUUUGUCGCGUGUUGGAAAAGACGACAGAUGCAAUCGUAAAGUCGUAUGACUUGAUCCGGUUUCCAACGCCCGACAAACACGCUAAACUAGCGGAGGAUUUCUUCCACAUCUGUGGUUUUCCGAAAGUUGUUGGCUGCAUAGAUUGUACUUUGAUACCCAUUCAACGACCAGCAUUAGAUGAAGCAGUAUAUGUGUGCAGAAAAGGAUUCCACGCCAUCAAUGUGCAAGCUGUGUGCGACGCCCAACUCCGAUUCACAAACAUUAUUGUCCAAUGGCCAGGAUCAACCCAUGAUUCACAUAUUUUCAACAACUGCAAUUUGAAAAGGCAUCUGGAGGAAGGGAAAUAUGACAUCUGGCUUCUUGGUGAUUCAGGGUAUGCCUGUAGACCCUACCUCCUGACACCUGUCAACAACCCUGCAAAUGAAAAAGAGGAGAAAUACAACCGCUGUCAUAUUGGAACAAGGAACUCAGUUGAGAGGGCAUUUGGAUUGUGCAAAUCUAGAUUCAGGUGUCUACACAAAACGACAGGAUGCCUGUUAUUCAGCCCACAGAAGAGCAUCAAAAUUAUUACUGCCUGCUUUCAACUUCAUAAUUUGGCAAUAUUACUGAGGUUGCCUGAGCCUGAUGUUCUUUGUGAGAAUCCUGGACCAGAGGUGGACAGCAGUCCUGCUGAUAACCACAACAUGGAUGGAUGUAGAGUCAGGGGAAAUCUUAUCAACUCUAGGUUUUAAAUGAGGGCCAGGCUCUGUCUUUGGAUGUCACGGAUGUCCCGCUGCACAGACAGAAUUUCCUCAAGGAGAGACAUCUUUCUCUCCUCCUGGGCUUGUAAGGACCUUAUCUCUCCCAGAAUGUCUUCUGAAAAUAUUUAGACAAUUUUGGGUUAUAUCAAUGAUAUUUGGAUGUUCAUUAAUAUUAUUUUAUUAAACAUUUAUGAUCAUGAUAUGUAAUACUGAAACCACUACAUUAUGAACAAAUAUAUGCCAUACCUUCAUUAGAUGUUUUCUUGAUCAGAGGCUUCCCUUUAGGUUUUCCUUGAAAACAAAUUUAUAUUGUUAUUAACUAGAAUUCAUGAUAUAGUGACUUGAUUUUUUAAUGUUAAUACAAAUUUACUAUUGAAUAAAAUUGCAUAAUGUUUAAUACAUACUGGUUCUGAUAGCAGGAGUCAUCAUUAUAUCCUCCAGACUGGCUUGGUUCUUUUCUGAAAUGUAUAUAAUAUUUUUAAGAUAAUUGUAACUGCUAACAUCUCACAUGGGGUACCAGUAUUCAGUUUGUUCAUAUGUAUUUACAGCAUACACUUGGAUUUUUAGAAUAAAAUAGCACCAAGUAUAUGAAUUUAUUCACCAUGUCAGUGUAAAUUGUAACAUUUGAUUAUCUUUAUUAUUAAAAAUUAUUUCAUACCUGUGAUAGUUCCACAAUCAUUUUCUCCUGUGCUUGUAGCUGUCAGUGGAGUGUAAAACACCUCCUGUGGAGAAUCUGAAAUAGAUAAGUUGUGAGUGCACUAAAAUAUUUGUAUUGAAGAUAUUGCUUAAUUGUGCCUGACCGUUAAGUGCAUCGAGAAAUCUCAAAUAUUUCUUUUGUAUACAUGUGUUCAUUUAUAAUACAUUUAAUAUGUAAGGGGAAUUUGCCAAUAUGCAGGAGGUAUUAGUUUUUGAAUAUGGCAAUAUUUAGUUUAUUUACAUCUUCAAAACAAAGAAAUAAAUAAGUUUGAAGUAUUAUUUACCAAACAUUAAUGCCUGUGUAGCUUCUUCAGCUUCAUCAGCUACUGAAGGAAUCAUGCUGAACACUGUUAAAUAAAUAAAACAUAUUUUUCAUUGGUGUUAUCAUAACAAAUACUGUCAAUAUGUCAUAAAUAUACCAUCAAAUACCAAUAAAACUUGAUUAAGUUACAUACUUUAUUGACUUUAGUACACAUGUACAUGAAUCCCAAGAAGGAAGUGUCAUCAUUACCAGGUGUUUCCAUGCCUCCUGAGAUCCCCUCAAUAGCACAGGAUGGAAUCAGUUGUAGAAUCUAUUUAAAGAAGGAAUUGGUGGCUAUAUUACUAUAAUAAUAGUUUAUUUUAAAAUGUGUAAUACACAAUUAGUUUUUCAUGAAUUAUGUCUAUUGUCACACAAACUCAAUAUGUUUCAAACCAUUUUACUUUAUCAGGUACAUAUUGAAACAUUUUGUUUGUAGGCUUCAUGCUGACAUGAAUUUAUGUUAAUUAUUUACCCUCUUUUCAGUUGCAGUUAGGUCAUCUGGGGGUGGUCCACCACCAGUCCUCCUAGCAUUCAGCCUCCUGGCUGACUCUGCCUUCUUCACACAUCCCUUCAUGUCCGUCCAUUUCUUACGUACUUCAUCCUCAUUCCGGGUUAUGUCACCAGUGGCAUUUAGUCUGAUAUUCAAAAUUAUUAUUAUUUUAUAUUAUUAUGAUUAGUAAUGGUCUCAUUUGUGAAAAUUAUUUGAAAUUGGUAUCUUUAUUUAAAAAUAUGACUGUACUGUGUAAAAUUCGUGUAAGAUGUUACUUUAUUUGUUCAUCAUGAAAAAACUGACAAGAUUGAUGAUGUGGUUUUGAGGAACAAUCACUCACCCACUCUCCUGUUCUUUCAUAUUUGAUCAUUAUGCAAUAAUCAUUAACAGUGAGAGGUUAAUAAAAUUUUGAAGUGAA